CUUAUAAUAAGAAAUACGAGAUAAAUCUGACUGUAUUCAAGGUAUUUCCACUUAUCUCCUUUUUUAUUUAUUUAUUUGUUUAUUUAUUUAUUUAUUUUGCAGUGUAAGGGAACCAUUCUUUUGAUGUUAUAGAGCAGUUACCGUGUAGAGCAUAUUAUUUGACAUGUACAGUAUCUAAUCAGCUGCAUUACAUUAUAUGUGUAUAUGUUAAGAACUUACGAAUAAGUAUUUAUGACCUGCUGUAAAAUGGUCCCACUUCCCUAGUUAAGUCUCUGCACGCCUAGCGAAAAGGAAAAGUACAGUUUGGUACCUUUAUUUUUGUACUGUUUACAUUUUAAUUGUAACGGGUGGAGAAAAUACAGGCCAAUCUGGCAACCCAAACAUUCACUUUUUUUUUCACAAAUGAAAACUGUUGAAUUUACCUCUCAUCACAAAUGAGACAUGAACAUUGCAGAUGUUCAUUCGGCACUGAAUCUGCUUUACAUACAAUCAGAAUAUGUUUUAGAGUAUUUUUAAAAACAUUUUGGUUUAAAAAGACUGUCAUCAGUUUGCAUGGGUGUAAGACGCAUAAUUACACACACACACACACACACACACACACACACACACACACACAGUUACAAAGAACGAAUCAUGAUCCAUCCAGAAGGCGUUUUACAUAAAAGGUGAAAGGUUAUAAUGCAAGCAAUGUUAAUGUCAGUCACUCGUGUGUCUAUUCCGAGCUGCCUUCUUCUGUGUCCAGCACAGUGCAUUGUGAAGCAACGAGAUCUGAGCACAAACAUUUCCCUUUUAUCUGGAAUUCUCAUUGAUCGGCUUCACUUUAGGCAACAUUUCAAAGUUACAUUACUUUCAAGCACGGUAGGGUCCUGACACUCUUAAUACCAACUCAUCACUAUAAACAAGGAGAUGAAAGACAGCCGAGCCUGUGCCAGCAAAACUACUCAAACAAGUUAAGCAAUAUCCUGUUGUGAGAGCAUGUGAUCCAGUCCUAUGAGAGACUGAAUGUUGAUAUGCACCUUUUGAAGGGCACAUGCCUGCAUUCUUGUGUUUUGGUCCUUGUGGAAUUGGAAAAAAAAAAAAAAAAAAAAAAAAAAAGGAUGCUGGUGGAAUAACGAACACUUUGUUAUGUCUAUAAGAGACUGUUAGUGUCUGUGUCUUAACUAGGUGAAAGAAGAGAGAAAAUACAGGAGAGUACAGAAUUCACUGAGAAAUGCUCUAAAAUACCACUAGCUCAGGAUAAUUUCAUAGACUCCCUCCCAGCUGUGUGCAAAGAUGCAUAAGCAAGGCUCAUGCCAUUGAUGUUAUAACUACUGUGCAUUCUCAGACUUCUAGUGUACUCCCCUGGUCUAAAAGGAGUGUAAAGAAUGCCUGAUUCAUUCUCACACUCACUCUCAUGACUCAAAGCCAGGGAUUCACUAGAAUAUUUCUACUAUUCUACACAUGUAGAGAGAGUGAUAAGGACCGUUCUCUUCAGUCAGAUGUUUUGUGUGUAAUUUUGUGUAACUUGCUUCUUCAAGCUCCUUCAUGCACCAAUGCAUCACCAUAUAGGCUUUCUUCCAAACAGCCACUCAGAUAAAACAGCACACCUGUUGUCUGUCUUGCUUGAACAAUGCACUGCUCUGUAUGCUAGAGAGUUAAGGUACCUUUAGCCGAAGCUUACACUGGGAAGAAGCCUCAAGCCAGCUGGCAUAUGCAUCAAACACAGGCCUGCUUAAUGAUCCGUAGCCAGUGCCCAGGCAUCGAGCCCUGCCCAGGCGUGUCUGGGUGUGCUUCCCUCAUCAUAUGACUUUAAUGAGUUUAUGCUUUCACUAUAAUUAAGGUCAGGUCUAAAAGGAACUUGACCCUAAUUAUAGUGAAAGCUUAUUCUGACAUACUGAGCCCCUAAUGUGCUGCUAAACCACAGGUGAACCAAACACACCCACGAUUUUUCUCUCUCUUGCAAAACAUACAAAAAGGCCCAACAGUUGCUGUUCAUUGGUUUGGAGAUUGUUAUAUCCUCUUGGAUAUUGAUUCGUUUAUCCAAAAAUGUUUGAUAUUUUUAGCAUAUUGGUCAGGUGUAGUAAUUUUCCCUGUAAAAGUCUGGAGCAGGAUGGAGUUGUGAAUGGCACAGGUUGGACAGGAAGUUAGGCUCUCGGCACUAUUUCCCCUAGUCUAUUUUAUGACUCAGAACAGGAACAUGCAAAACAGAUUUCCUGUAGAUAUAAUCCCUAGAUUUCACUUCUCUGACUCUGAAAUAAAUAUCCAACCUCGAUAGCUUGAUAAAGCCCAAAUCCCCUUACUAUCCAUUAUCCUUACAUAAUACAGGUCGACCUGUAAAUAAGUGAAUGUGUUUCUUUAGUAUCCCCAGGAGAAUGAAUGAAUGAAUGAAUGAAUAUUUGCCUUGGGUGAUGCACUGAAUUCCGGCUGGCUACAGAUCUGUGAUGUCCGUUUGGAGAGAGCGGAAGGGGAAUAGGCUAAUAAUAACUACUGUGGUGCACAGCCUUCUGAGAUGUCUGUUCGUCCUUUCAGGAACCUACUUUCACUCAAGGUUGCAAUCAAGUCCAUCCGUAAGGAGAAGAUCAAAGACGAACAGGACAUGGUUCACAUCCGCAGAGAGAUCGAGAUCAUGUCUUCCCUACGCCAUCCACACAUUAUAUCUAUAUAUGAAGUGUUCGAGAAUAAAGACAAGAUUGUCAUCGUGAUGGAGUAUGCCAGCAAAGGGGAGCUGUACGAUUACAUCAGCGAGCGACGUAAGCUCAGCGAGAGAGAGACGAGACACUUCUUCAGGCAGAUUGUCUCAGCUGUACAUCACUGUCACAAGAAAGGAGUGGUGCACCGGGAUCUAAAACUUGAAAAUGUGCUGCUAGAUGACAAUUACAAUAUAAAGAUUGCAGAUUUUGGGUUAUCCAACCUUUACCACAAAGACAAGCUUCUGCAGACCUUCUGCGGCAGUCCUCUCUACGCUUCACCUGAAAUUGUAAAUGGAAGGCCAUAUCGAGGCCCAGAGGUCGACAGCUGGGCUCUUGGUGUGUUGCUGUACACUCUGGUGUAUGGCACAAUGCCUUUCGAUGGGGGAGAUCACAAAAGGCUCAUACGCCAAAUCAGCAAAGGGGAGUACAGGGAACCUCCCCAGUCAUCAGAUGCUCGUGGCCUGAUUCGUUGGAUGCUGAUGGUAAACCCAGAUCGCCGGGCCACUGUAGAGGAUAUUGCCAACCACUGGUGGGUGAACUGGGGCUGGAAGACCAGUGUGUGUGACUGCCAGACUCAGCAAGAGAACAGCUCACCCAUGCUUGCCCGCUUUAUUGACUGGCAGAGUCGCACUGAGACUCAGCCAAGCAAACUGGCUUGCCCCGAUUCAGGUGUCAACACCAGUGGGACCAUUUCAACCCGUCGACUCAGGAGGUCCUCAAAGGAAAAUGAGGGUGGAAUUAGGGCAGUUCUAGAAGAGAAGCCAGCCAUGAAGAGGCCUAAAAGUAUCCUAAAAACACGGGCAAGCACUGGAGAUCAGCGGUCUCAAAGCUUGUGUGAGGCUGAGUUGCGGCGCUCAAUCUGCUACAGGGAAGUUGAGCCCACCUCAAGUCCUGAGAGAGAGGAAGCAGCAGGUGGCUCACCAGCCAAAAUGAUGCCUUCUCUUCCCAUGAAAGGCAUCCUGAAAAACAACCAUCAGCGCGAGUCUGGCUAUUAUUCCUCUCCAGAGCGCAGCGAGUCCUCAGAGCUGCUAGAGAGCACCGUGGCUCCUCCACCCAAUGGCUCACCACCUAAAAGGGUGCCAGGGAGGAAGGGCAUAUUGAAGAGGAACGGGAAAUACUCAUCUCAUGUGACACCCACGCUGGACUCAAACCUACCACAGAGUCAGAGUCGAACCUCAACCAUCCUGAGGGAGGAGAUAGGCAUCCCGAGUAUAGCAGUGGAUUGGCCACCUUCUUCUCCUAAACCCAACAUCAGAGGCAGCCUCUCAGCUGAGGAUCUACUGCAGAUGGCAGGAUUUAGGGGACUGCAAACAGCAACACCCCUCCAUGGCUCAAAGAACACCCGCAGCCCACCAGGAUCUCCUGGGGACAAUGGUAGCUUCUCCCUACUAGGGGAUCUGGAUGAUGUGACUCAAGUGUAUCAGCAGGCCCUGAACAUCAGCAACCAUCUCAGUUAGAAAGGGAGUGAGAAAGUGAGUGUUGAAAGGUUACAGCAAAGUGACUGGAUCAGUCAGGAACAAUCAAUCAUGUAUUCAAUCAUUGACCUUGAACUGCAUUAUGUUUACAUGCUACAAGAAGGGAAAUCUGAAGCUGUGGAACUUAACAUGUCAUCAUGCUGAUGGUUCUGGUUUAUCAAAGAAGAAUGAGGCAAGCACCUUACUGACACAUUGUCCUCCGCAAAACAUUACAAACCUGACUGCUUACUACUGACGUACGGCACAGUCCACCGUUAAGAAGAUUAGAAUUAUUUAUUUAUAAAUAUUUUGAGCAUAUGAAUCUGCAUGGCCACAAAAAGUCAUUAUUAUUUAUAUAUUAUACAACCGCAAGGUCCAAGUCUAGACUGUCAAUGCUACAGUAUGUUAGCUUGACUUAACAUUAGGCACAUAUUGGGGUCAGAGGUCACAUCAGCACUAGAUGAGAUGUCACAGUGACUCUCACAUACACACUGCUGUUUGCAGUCUGAGCCAUUUAAACAUGUGGCGUGACACAGUGGUGGUACUGGGUGUAACCUGCGGAGUAAAUCCAGUACAGGAACACCCUGCACUUCAACAACAGCCGCUAUUGAAAAGAGAGGAAUAGGCUAGACUAUUCCUGUUUAAUAUCAGUGUGUCAAAAUGCUGUUCAUUCCAAACGUGACAGGUCAUGAAAACAAACUUUUAUAAAAAAAAAUAUAUAUACAAUAAAUGCCUUGUAAAAAGGAUCAGGUUCAAGACUGUACAGUUAGACCUAACUAAACAAUAGAUGCUUUUGAGUAUUGUGAAAAUGCAGCGUUUUUCUGUUUAUCAUACAAUGGAAUACUACCUUUAACUGGAUCCACAGUGCUAAAUGUUAUACUAUGUUAGUAUUUUUUUGUUGUUGUUGUUGUUGUUUUUCUUUGAUACAUUGAUACAUUUUGCUUUCAGGUUUGAUUAUGCAAAUGGAUGAGUGUGUGUUGGCUUAAUUUCAAUGCAGUGGAAUUUUAACAACUAGACAAAUGUGCUUUAUAUGUAACAGGCUGCAGAACCAAGUGCGUGAUCUGCCUAUAUAUAAACCAAGAAACGGAAAACACAAUGAUGCUAUGCUUCUAUACUGUAACUGCCAAACUGGAAGAAAAGAAAACAAACAAACUGGUGUUAGCACCUAUUUAUCAUUUAGGGUAAUUUUCGUAUUGCAGUAUUUAACUGGAUGUUGUGUAUUUAUAUGUAUUUAAAUGUACUGUUAUUUAAUCUUUCAUGUAUUAUAUUAUUGUACAUUAUUCCCAUUCCCAUUGUUUUUGCAAAAUGUAUUUGUUAACUUUGUCUUGUUGUGUGCCUUCAUUGACCAGAAGAUUGUCAUUAUAAUAAAUAUCCACAUUUUGAAUAUGG
Ictalurus punctatus (channel catfish) is the source of this 5512-nucleotide messenger RNA. It is a transcript of the gene nuak1a, whose product is annotated as NUAK family, SNF1-like kinase, 1a. The transcript has 7 exons. The record is from RefSeq and is a predicted model, not a curated record. Gene Ontology annotation, biological process: microtubule cytoskeleton organization; intracellular signal transduction; protein phosphorylation. NCBI's taxonomy places the organism in Eukaryota, Metazoa, Chordata, Actinopteri, Siluriformes, Ictaluridae. Gene Ontology annotation, cellular component: cytoplasm. Gene Ontology annotation, molecular function: protein serine/threonine kinase activity; tau-protein kinase activity; ATP binding. Bases 2489 to 4126 code for a protein of 545 amino acids.